Messenger RNA from Acanthopagrus latus (yellowfin seabream), 7819 nucleotides. Its product is annotated as rho GTPase-activating protein 23-like. The record is from RefSeq and is a predicted model, not a curated record. Bases 504 to 5351 code for a protein of 1615 amino acids. Gene Ontology annotation, biological process: signal transduction. The transcript has 24 exons. Gene Ontology annotation, molecular function: protein binding. Lineage: Eukaryota; Metazoa; Chordata; Actinopteri; Spariformes; Sparidae.
ACAAUAAAUAAUAAUAAAAAAAAAAAAUUAGGACUGGUUUUUGACAUGACAGAAAACUUGAUGUCACAAAAUAUGACAAAAGUCCAAUCUUAUCAAAAAACUGGAUUUUCCCAGACUUGGGACAGGAUCAUCAUGGCCUGACCACCUAUCAGCGAUGUCCAUGAAUCAGGAGCUGACAAGUUCCCUAAAGGAAGAUACAAACGAAUAAUGACUCUCCAGCGAAAUCCAUGGAGGAUCCAAGGAUUACAAAUUCAAACAUUUAAAACUUGGUGUUCUGCAUCCAUAGUGCUGAUUGUGACACUUGAAGAGUAGACUUGGUGUGUAGGAGUGUUUUCCAUUGAUUGACCCUCGAUUGGCACGUCUGGAUAUUAUGCAUCAAGCAGGGAUUGGGCAGAGGUGACCGCGUCUGUCAGUUGUGGGGUCUGAAGCCUUGUGCCCUUCUGUGUGUGUUUGUGUGUGUUCAUUGCACAAAUAGUACAUGUGGGUACAAAUGUGGAGGUGCUAUGCUGAGGGUGUCAGGUGUUGCACCAGCUCCAUCAGGCCACGAGUGGCGAUUUCAGUGUUCUGUCGGGGUGGACUGUAGCGACGCUGAACCUCGCUGUAUCUGGCUGGCAGUCUUAAAGGGUAUUUCACCUCACGCCUCACCCCGGCCAACUCCUAUCGCAUCACCAAGAAAACGGGGCUCCCGGAGGGUCAUUCAACGCCAUCGCUUGUCCUGGGCUAAAGGGAGGAGAGAUGGCAUGGUGUCGUCCAAUGAGAACAGGCGCCGGCCGCUGUCAUCAGGUGAGGUGGAAGGCAUAUCAUGGCAAGGCCCCCGGACAAUUUUCCUCCAGAAGAACUCCCAGGGAUUCGGCUUCACUCUGCGCCACUUCAUCGUCUACCCACCAGAGUCCUCCCUUCACUGCCUCAAGGAUGAAGAGAAUGGAAAUGCAACUGGAAAAGCAGGUUGCCAGCGGUCUCGUUUGGAGCCUAUGGACACCAUCUUUGUGAAGAGUGUCAAAGAAAAUGGCCCUGCCCAACUAGCUGGACUGUGUACAGGGGACAGGCUGGUGAAGGUGAAUGGGGAGAGCAUACUGGGGAAAACCUACUCUCAAGUGAUCGCACUCAUCCAAAACAGUGAAGACAUUUUGGAGCUCUCUAUUAUGCCAAAAGAUGAGGAUGUGUUGCAGUUGGUAAGUGCGUACUCCCAGGAUGCCUACCUGAAAGGCAAUGAGCCAUAUUCAGGCGAGGCACAGAAGCUUCCACAGCCUCCGUCUCUCUGUUACCCUUCCACCAAGCCCAGCUCCACCGGCCCACAGCCCAGCCACAACCUCCACAGUCCCCUGGACAACUGGCAGUGCCGACCCAACCCCACCAUCUCUCCACUGGACAACCGCCCCCCUGCUGCUUCUACCACCACCUCCGGCUGGCCCGGGGGUCCUGAGGAUUCCAGUGGCCACUUUGUUCCGUCGGGGCGCUACCGUGGUCGCUCGUCUUCGGCCAUCAAUGCGUUGGACUUUCACUUUGCUAACCACAAUGCUGCCAUCGCCUCUGCAACUCUGCCUGCGCCACGGAAAAGCAGCCUGCCGGCCUCUGCCCGCAGUCACGCCGAUGCUCUCUGCCACCAGGCUCUGUCGGACUGGUACUACAGCCAGGCUGAAGCUGCUGAGCACAUGUCCCCCCGCCACCGCAGUAUAUCUCAGGAUCGUUUAACAGAGCUGGGACUGGGGUUGGCACUUGGCCCCGGACCUACACCUGUGUCUGCAGCCUCCAUGGAGCAUCGCAGAAGAGAAGCUCUCCUAUACCACCACCAGGCGGCUGCUGCCUCCCAUGAUUCCUAUUGGUUAGGGAGCUGGGGUGGUGUAUCCGGACCAGGAAGCAGGUCGUGCUCAGAGAGCCUGCUGGCAGCCUACGCCGAGUACGAGCACAACUACGGGCGUUCUGUGGAAACACUGGCACAAGCGUCUGCACUGGUUGCACCACACCAUGAGCCCUCGCAAGGCCCCCAAACAGCAAAGUUCAGUGAGCUGAAAGAUCAGAAAGUCUCAGCGGGGCACCAGCACCGACCCACAGUGACAUCCCCCAACACGGCCCCCUCCACAGUGCCUCCUAGUGGCAGGCAGUCAGGUCAGCAGAAAGCUGAACCCCAAACAAGGCGAGUAAAAGAAGAAGAGUUGGUGGGCUACAAAAGCUACAGUCCUUCUUUCUCCCGCAAAACCGGCCACCUCCUUCAGCAGGCCCACUCCUUCAGGGAGCCCAGCUACAGCGGCCCUCACCUCAACUGGAGCCCUGGUGGAAGAGGCAGCCCUGCGAACAGCGAGGAGGGGAUGGCACCCAGGCCCAAGUCCACCCCCGCUAUGUCUGCGUCAGAGGAGGACAGAUCCCAGCUGGUUGACGACAGAGAGGUCAUCUCCCCGAUCUCCCUACACCAGGAGGUGGUUCUGAGGCAGAAGCCACCCUCCGGACGCCGAACCCCUGUUCAGGCACUUCGACACACCCACUACACCUCACCCGGGGAGUCGCCCGAGCCUGGUUUGACACCUUCACCAGGGACCCCCUCUCCUGUCUCUGGGGGGCCAAGCUCCAACCGCAGGGCUAAUGGUAGCCUGGCACAGCAUGCAUUCAACUCCCUGUCCUCUAUUCCCUUUAUAGAUGAACCCACCAGUCCUAGUACUGACCUACAGGCCUGCAAUGUACCAGCCUGCUCUGUGGUGUCCAGCUCCCAGGCCUGCACUAUGGCCUCCCUCACUUCCACCUCUGUCCCCCCCACCCUGUCCUCCGUGUCCCCCUUUGUCCGACUCCGUUCUCAGGACUGCAGCAGUAUUAAAGGUCGUCGCUCCUCUUACCUGCUGGCCAUCACCACAGAGAGAUCUAAGUCCUGUGACGAGGGUCUCAAUACCUUCAGGGAAGAAGGACGUGUUUUUUCCAAACUACCAAAAAGGGUCAAGAGCUUUUUCACUGAUGGGUCUCUAGAAAGCCUCCAAGCCCAGGAGGAGGCCCGCUCCAAGCGCCACUCCACCUCUGAACUGGGAACCAUCACCUUCAGUGAUGUUCGUAAGGAAGGCUGGCUGCACUACAAACAGAUCCUCACAGAGAAGGGAAAGAAAGUUGGCGGCGGCAUGCGACCAUGGAAGCGUGUCUUCUCUGUGCUCCGGUCCCAUUCGCUUUUCCUAUACAAGGACAAGAGAGAAGCCGUCCUUCACGGGGCCGGGGCGGGGCCCGGCCAGGAUGAACAUCCUCCAAUCAGCAUCCGCGGCUGCCUGAUCGACAUUGCCUACAGUGAAACCAAGCGGAAGCACACCCUGCGGCUGACCACUCAGGACUUCUGUGAGUACCUGCUGCAGGCCGAGGACAGGGACGACAUGCUGGCUUGGAUCAGGGUCAUCAGGGAGAACAGCAAGACGGACAAUGAGGAGAUUGGUUUCUCAAGACAAGCUCUCAUCAACAAAAAGCUGAACGACUACAGGAAACACAGCCUGACAGGAAAUAAGCCGGACACCUCUCCUCGAUCUCAUCGUAUGAUGCCUCCCUUCCUCCUGGCUAAGACCGACAACACCUCAGUGAACCGAGCCUCGAGAACGGAUGACAACAAGGCGCUUUGGGGCAUCAACAUCAUGAAGAAGGCCAAGAAGACAGGCAGUCCGAAGGCUUUUGGUGUGCGUCUAGAGGACUGUCAGCCAGCUGUCAACCAUAAAUUUGUCCCUCUGAUUGUGGAGAUGUGCUGUGGUGUGGUGGAGGCGACAGGUUUGGAAUACACAGGUAUCUACCGGGUGCCGGGGAACAACGCCAUGGUGUCCAACUUGCAGGAGCAUCUCAACAAGGGCAUGGACAUCAACACUGCUGAGGAGAGAUGGCAGGACCUGAACGUCAUCAGCAGCCUGCUCAAAUCCUUCUUCCGAAAGCUGCCUGAGCCGCUGUUUACUGAUGACAAAUACAAUGAUUUCAUUGACGCCAACCGGAUCGAAGAUGCAGAGGACAGACUGAAGACCAUGAAGAAACUGAUCCACGACCUCCCAGAUCACUAUUAUCACACCCUUAAGUUCCUGGUGGGCCACCUUAAGAGGGUGGCAGAUAACUGCGAAAAGAAUAAGAUGGAGCCCAGAAACCUGGCUCUGGUGUUCGGCCCCACUCUGGUGAGGACAUCUGAGGACAAUAUGACCGAUAUGGUCACCCACAUGCCUGAUCGCUACAAAAUAGUGGAGACGCUUAUCCUGCACCACGACUGGUUCUUCAGUAAUGGAGAGUUUGAUAAGGAAGAGAAGGCACCAGAGGAUAAGCGGGACAUGCAGCCCGUGCCCAACAUCGACCAUCUGCUAUCUAACAUAGGCAGGCCAGGCAUGCCAGGUGAGGCAUCAGAUUCCACCACCAGCGAUUCACUUAAGUCAAAGCUGUCUUUAGGCUCCAAGAAAGACCUGAAUGCCCGGGACUUCCUGCCCAUGUCCAUUAUCUCUGCUGUGACCCGCAAACGUAAAAAAGGCCUCGGUGCCCACCUGCAGGGCAGCAGCGGAGACGAGGACUCGGAACAUGAGCCAGUCAAAGCCAGCAACUGCAGGGGAGAAGAGGGGCAUGAAGACGAGGAGGAAGAGGAUAAAGGAGAGGAAGAGGCCAUCAAGGAGGAGCACACGAUUCCUAAAAAAGAAAAAAGGGAUAAAAAGGAAAAUCAACUGAAGGCUAGAGAGACCACAGAGGGAAUAGGGUCAAUAAUGGGAGGAAGGGAGGCUGAGAAGGAUGUGGGGAAUAGAACAGACAGUGGAGCAAAGAAAUUUGAAAGGGAGAGCAGUCAGAGAACGUCCUUGCAGGGAAAUGCGCCUAAACUUCAUCCAAACAGUUUCCUCUACUCAAACCAUACUACAUACCCUGGACCCCUAACUGUGACUAAUCCUCCUUCCCAUUUGAAGCCUCAAAAUCUGGCCAGAGGACGUCCCACAGUCCCUUUCUGGAUCUGCCCGGCCAGGCCUCCCAGCCUCCACCAGGCUUCCAGCUUUCACGGAACCCGGCAGCCAGACUUGAACCAGUCAUUGCCAGUCCGCCACAGGAAGACCAGAGGCGGGAGGACGAGGGCCGUGUCCAUGAAUCUGGACCUUGAGCUGGGCAGGAGUGAGGACACAUUCAGGGGUUGGGGAGCAGAGAGGGUGGAGGUGAUCCGAGUCCUUGAGGGAACGCCUGGUCAGCGUGGAUGUGUUGGGGUUCCUCAGGGAUCAGCUGUUGGUCCGAGGGCAAUUCAACAAAGAGAUCCUCUCCCUCUCUCCUCCUCUUCUGCAGGAUGGAUAGAUCAGAGCCCCUCAGGAUCUUCCACUGUGGUACUGAGGAGAUCAGCCCUCGGCCCGCCGGACAAGACAAAAGCUUUGCGUCGACACACGGUUGUAGUUUAACCUGUUUCUGUUUCACCUACUAAUGCAGUACGACGUACUUGCCCUUUACUCACGAACAGUGGAUCACUUACUCCAGUGCUUCUGAAGUGUCCGUCAUGUCGCUGUAGAGAUCUGAAGUUGGAGAGGUGAUCUCAUGGUAAAGGAAUUCUUUGAAAUUGUGCACAGUUGUAGAGUUUCAUUCCAAAAUGAGAAAACCGCCAUUUUUUAUAAAGGGGGAAACCAGCUCUAAAAACACAUCACAAAUUCUACUAUUCAACUGCUCUUUUAACAAUGCGUCUUUACUAAUUUACUUAUAAAAUAACUGUUAAUGUAAGUGCCCUCAUAUACUGUGCAAAUGUUGCACAGGAUAAUUGGUUUCAUUCAAUAACGUUCCAUACUAGCAGUUUAUAGUGCAGUUUUUUAAAUGCUGAAAUCCAACAUGCAGACCUCCAUAUCAAACAAUGAAGUACAGAGCCGUGUUCAAAAGGUGGAGCAUUGAACAUGACAACUAAAUGUGAAGAACUUUGGUGACGGUUCGUUAGCAGAACGGUAUGUAGGAUUUGGCCAGGAUAGUUUCAAAAAUAAAAAAAAGGAACAGACAUUAUCAUCAAUGUACUUAAGUUAGCAUGCUAACUAGUUAGCCCCAGCCCAUUCUGUCGCAUAAUACCACUUUGUACUCCGAAAGUAAAUGGUCUGAUGGAGUUCAGUCCUAUCUUAAGUAAACAAAAUAAGCUCGCAAAAUGUCAUGAAACAAGAUAUUUUUAUUCCUAUUUUCGUCAUUCAGAAGAAAAAUACAAGCAUCCAUCAUCUGAAUUCAAGUUCAAAGGAGAUAUAUUUAAAUCCUGGCCAUUUCUUACAAAUUACUCCUCUGACCAUAUUUGGAUAUUUCCUCCCAACUACUGCUGCAGUAAUAUCCUCAGGUCGACCAGGUCAGGUCAGACGCUCUGGGAUAACCACUCGAACAUUAAAGCUGGUAGAAGAUCAGAAAAAGGGAUUGUUGCCUUCAUGUUUGGGUCUUCAGAAGUUAUAAGAUAACAAGAAAACCUUGAACCUCAAUGAACAAGAUUUAAAGUGGCCAUGUGAUUAUAGCAGCUUUCUGAUUCACCUGAUUAAAGUUUGGAUUGUCAAUAAUUCUAAAGCUUUUACCGUGUGUUGUUAAUACGACCACUCGGUGGUGCCAAAGUAAGACGCUUUAAGAUCCCACAUGUUUUGGAAUGAAACCCUUCAACUGUGAGUUUAGAUUGAUGAGUGAUGAUAACAAAUACGUAAAAGAAAAAAACAACAACAACAUUUAAGUAAAAAAUGAGAGAAAGCCAUAUCAGACAUUUGAAACUCAGCUCCAGAGCCCAGCUGCUGCUGUCAGAACUAACCCUCACCAGCAAAGACUUCAGCAGUCAUGGAGGCAUUUGAUUACAAACCGCCUGUGCUGUACGUAUGCUGGUGUCCCCCCCCCCACUGGUUCUCACCGAUGAUGUCUUUGACCCACGUGGGCAAAUAUAACUUAUGCACACUUUCCUGUCAGCCAGAGUACAGCACAGUACGCUUGUUCAGAGAAAGCCGCACUUCAGUUUUCUUCUCAGCCCUUUACAACUUCUUCCAAAGCCUCCCGUGGAUCUACAGGGAACUUCAAUGAUCCAUGGGAGCAAAACAUCCCAGUCUGGAUGAUGUCACUUGGGCAUUAUGCCAAAGCUUCCAUGGACUAAAAAAGUGCAUGCAUGGGGUCAGUGACAUAUUAAAAUAUGCAAACCCUAAGUGUUCAACUCAAGCCUAUCGUGCUUCCCUGUGUAUGCAUGUGUGUAUGCGUGUGUGUGUGUGUGUGUGUGUGUGUGUGUGUGAGAGAGAGAGAGUGUGAGUGUGUGAGGAUGUUUGGGAAAGGAGGGCCACAGUUUUUAAAGGAACAGGUUUGUCAGAAAAAGCAAAGUGUUAAAGGCAGCUAUGUGAAGUCAUGCCAAAUUUUUUUUUUUCUUUUUUUUUUUCUAUUUGGGUAAUUGUACAAUAUCAGCAGUGUGGAGCUAAGGGAGAACCUAAGAAAACACGAUCACUUAGUGAACCAGUGAGGCUUCAGUUUCUACUUCAUAUCAGUGUUACUAAGAGUAUUGUCAUACAGUUGAAAGUGAGUGAAUAACCUCCCUAAAUUAAAAACCAAGUCUUACCUGCGUGAUAUUUUUGCAUUUUUCCUUUUCACAUUUUCAGUAUUUUUCGCUCCCUUCUCUGAACUUUAGUUUUGUUAAGAUGAGUCUGGAAAAACAAACAAAACAAAAUGGAACUGACCCCGACUGUACUGCCAACCACUGUCGUCCAACCAGACUCAAUGUUUGUCUUAAUCAUGCCUAGACUCAGUCUGUCCUUCUCUCUGUCUGUGCCCUUGUGCAUGUACUUUAUGUACGUGGGUGACUGUGCGUGGACCAAUUUUGUAACAGUUGUAUAAAGCCUUGUUAAGUUAACCUGUGUAUAUAAAUAUUAUACAUAAUAUAUUAAAUUAUUUGUUU